Messenger RNA from Episyrphus balteatus (marmalade hoverfly), 1653 nucleotides. It is a transcript of the gene eIF4E1, whose product is annotated as eukaryotic translation initiation factor 4E1. Gene Ontology annotation, molecular function: RNA 7-methylguanosine cap binding; translation initiation factor activity. NCBI's taxonomy places the organism in Eukaryota, Metazoa, Arthropoda, Insecta, Diptera, Syrphidae. The coding region runs from base 415 to 1173 and encodes 252 amino acids. Gene Ontology annotation, biological process: translational initiation. The record is from RefSeq and is a predicted model, not a curated record. The transcript has 7 exons. Gene Ontology annotation, cellular component: cytoplasm; eukaryotic translation initiation factor 4F complex.
UUAAAAAUAGAACCACACGAACACGGUCUACGCAAAAAAAAAAAAAAAAUCAGGUUGCAGCACCAGCAACCAGCCAAACCAGAGAACACCAGCACAAUACAUACCAGUACGAGUACCACACAACACAUUUUUGUGUGUUCGUAUAAAAUUAAAAUAAGUUCAACGUGCCGAAACUCGGUAUCAUAUUCAUUUUAUUUAUUAUAGACUUAACAUUAUUUUCAUCGCGGAUUCUGAUCAUAAAAAAUAUAAAUUGUCAGAAAAAUCUGCAAUAUACCACACCUACGACAAUUCUCGCAUUUUUUUUUAUGAAUUAAAAUCACACAUCUUCUCGAUCUCCAGUGAAAGUGAAUUUUUUUUUUUUGUUCGUUUUGUAAUCGUCUGCAUUUUUGUUUUGUGACGUCACGAAGGCAAAUCAUGUCAAACCUAGAUAAAAUGAUGCAGCCAAUGUUCACAAGUGAUUUUCAUAGGAAGAAGCAUUUCGGUCCUGGUGGCUCCUAUAAUAAUAAUAAUAGCAAUGCAGAAAAAAUUGCAUCUGCAGCAGCUGCUGCAGCAGCACCUCGAGACAUUGCUGCAACUAAAGACGAAACCAAAGAUUCUGAAAUAGUUGAGAUGCGACCAGAGCAUUUAUUUAAACAUCCAUUGCAGAAUAAAUGGACAUUAUGGUAUUUGGAGAGUGAUCGAUCAAAAGCAUGGGAGGAAUUACAAAACGAGAUUACAAGUUUUGAUACAGUUGAAGAUUUCUGGAGUCUUUACAAUCACAUUAAGCCCCCAUCUGAGAUUAAAAUCGGCAGCGAUUACUCUUUGUUCAAAAAAGGAAUUCGACCAAUGUGGGAAGAUAGCGCUAACAAACAAGGUGGACGAUGGAUGAUUUCAUUGAGCAGAGGUCACAAACCAUCAGAUAUGGACAAUCUAUGGCUGGAUGUUCUCCUCUGCUUGAUUGGUGAAGCAUUUGAUCAUUCGGACCAAAUUUGUGGAGCUGUCAUUAAUCUUCGUGGAAAGGGACACAAAAUUGCCAUUUGGACAGCUGAUGGUAACAAUGAAGAAGCAACUCUUGAAAUUGGUCAUAAACUAAAGGAUUCAUUGCGUCUAUCAAAAUCCACAUUACAAUAUCAAUUACACAAAGAUACAAUGGUUAAACAAGGACCAAGUGUGAAACCUAGAUUCACUCUCUAAAGAGUGUUUUUGUAGUGUAUUUCUGUUAAAAGAUAGCACAAGAAAAUGUCUAUUUCUUAACAGAAAUCAUCGCACCAACAUUUCAAUUAUCAUUUCUCCUUUUUUUUCAAAACUCUAGUUGUAUAUUUAAUUAUAAUUUCUUUUUUUAACAAAUUGAUUUAUGAACAAAAAAAAAAAUUAACACUGAUUUAAACAAAAGAGAAUAUCGUGAAGUCGAUCUAUUCGAUUGAAUUUGACAAGAAAUAGAACUCACGAAAUGAUUUCAAAAACAGAAUAAAAGGGCUGGUCUUAUCACAAAAAAAAAAUAAUUAAACAAGUUUCCAUUUGUCAAAAAGAAUACUGGAAAACUAAAAAAAAAAAUGUAAAAUCAACAGUUGAUUCGUAGUUCUUUCGUAUUUUCUUCGUAACCCAAUCUCUAUGUUAUUGUGAAGAAAUUUGAAUUAUUUAAAUAAAAUUUAAACAAAAAAAAACAGAAACAAA